This is a messenger RNA of Lolium perenne, 2965 nucleotides long. RefSeq lists its product as uncharacterized. NCBI's taxonomy places the organism in Eukaryota, Viridiplantae, Streptophyta, Magnoliopsida, Poales, Poaceae. The record is from RefSeq and is a predicted model, not a curated record.
AAAUCAUUUCUCCUUACCUUCCGCAUCGUACUAAUCUGAGCCGAGACCUGAGAUAGAGAUAUUUAAUUCCGUGUCCCUUUCGCCGCAGCCACGAACGCGGCCACUGUGCAGGUACUCCUUGGAGUAAUGGCAAAUGGCCGUAAACUUAUUGAUGACGGGAUAAUUAUGCAUGGGAUAUUUAUUAUAAACAAGAUUGCCAUGUUUAUGGGAUACUUGUCCAUGGCCAUCAAGGGCCUAGGUUUCCUGGUACUUACUUGGACCACCGUUGUACUCCUUGGUGGCUUCGUUUCCGUGCUCCAAACGAAGGAUUUUUGGUGUCUCACAUUUAUUACCCUUGUACAAACGGCUGGAGUCUUCGAUGCAGUUCUGAAUGAGAAGUUAGGCCAAUUAUGGGAUUCAUCCAAGGUCUUGGUGUAUCCUAUGUUGUUACUUGUCUACGGCCGCAAGCUGCCUAAGAUACGUGGUGUUUUGUCAAUGGCUCAAAUGCUGGUGUUGCUCAUAGUAUUGUGCCCUUUGGUAGCUAUCUACGUGUUUGGGCUGUUGAUCUCCACAGGGAUAUCGCUUUGGCGAUUGAUAAAACAUGAUUAUGGGCGCAACUCGGUUGAUGAACCAAACCUGAAGCCAGCUUUGGAUACCUUAUACUACCUUGCUUUAGUCCAAGGUGUGCUCUUCUGCUAUAGGUUCCUCCACACUUACACGCAGAUGUGGGUGGUUAAGGCAACGAUGGGUUUUUUCGAAAAGGAUGCAACAAUCGGUAAAAAGGAACUUAAAAUAGUUUCCAAGUACAUGGGCGAAACAAGGAUUGCGUGUGAGAAGGACCCAACAUCUGCGAGAGGAAGGAACCUCAUCACAUAUGGUGUGGACCUGAUUGGUUCCAAGUCACCAGAUGACUGCCUUUCCGGGGUGCAGAUGUUGUACACGGCCAUACUCAUGAAGGAGCGGACUCUCAACGAGUAUAGAGGCAUCAUUGCAUUGGAAAGAAAAAGAUCGAAGAACGGAAUGGGAAGUAUUCAUGCGCAAUGUCUAACAAUCAUUGGGCAGCAGCACCUACUCCUGAUGAAACAUCUCAUCGUGUAUGCAGCACCCUCUUCACAGGUACUCCAGAAACUGUUGGAAAUGUUGAAUCCGCGGGGCGCCUAUGACAGAGAAAUGAGGAACCAGGCCGCGAGGAUAGUGGCGUACCUUGCGCUAGAUAUCCAUUUGGAGCAGUUCCCCCGGGUCAUUCAGUACAUUUCUACGCUGAUUGGGAUGACUUUCGAAGAAUACCAACUAAUCGGCUCAUACAAUCUUCUAAACAAAUAUGACCAGGAUCAGGACCAGCAAGCCAGUCGCCUAGCGUCACCAGGCAACGAUCCCAGUAACCUUCGGAAGGACUACGAGAAACUGGUGCUGCGAGGCUUGUGCAUGCUCUGGAAGCUGGCGACCGACAAGGAGAACUGCAGAGUCAUGAGCCACGCCCAAGGUCUGCUCCCAAGGAUCAUGGCACCACUCACCUCCGACAUAAUCCACCAAUUCAGUGGCGGUGCAUGGUCCAUCAGCGUAGUAGAGGGGUCGCUGAAGGUCAUGCGCCUUCUCCUGGCUUCUCCUGGAGAGACUGGUGCCAAGUUGCAUCGUGAAAUGUCCAACAACAAGGAGGCAAUCGGCACCAUGGAGAGGAUUCUCAGUUGUGACUCCUGUUGUGCAAAGCUACAGAAACAAGCCUUGGGGAUUCUCAUACAACUGUACACGGGCAAUGAGAAGAACCAGGACAGAGUAGCUUUCAUCAAGAUGCUACUAGUAGACAUCUUCUUCUCUUGCGAUAGCAAGCACAGAUCCAUCAGAAAGUUGGCUGGUGAAGCACUGGUAAAGUUGUGUAUCCAAGGCAGAAGCAAUACAAGUAUUAUCUUGCAGGUGAACAGUGGCGUUGUUGAUACCCUCACCAAGAUACUACUUCUAGACGAUGCUGAGAACAAGACAUGCAGGAUAAGAGCAGCUGAAAUCCUAGAGCAUAUGUGUAUUCAUCACACACAAGAUGAUGAUUCUCGCAGUAAACUUAAGGAAGCCAUGACCAAUACAAUGCCCAAGGUGCUUGCUCAUAUACUAUCUCGUGGACCGACGAAAGAUCAAACACACCCAAAAACAGAAGAAGACCAAGUGGUGGUCACAGAGAAAGAAGGUGAUUUAGAAAACCAAUUUGAACAUCCACAAGAAAAUACCAGGGAGAAGACCUCUUCUUCAUCUCAUCCACAAAACAAUGAGGACUACGACGAGGACAUGCAGGUGGAGGAGGAGGACGAAGAGCACGACGAGGACGAGAACCUUCAUGCACCCUUAUUAUCCCUUUGUGUGACUAUAUGCGACACAUUCAUCAGUGUUGAUCAAGAUUUGACUGCUCAGUUAAAUGCAAUUAGCCUUCCAAGGAAGCUCAAGGACAUGGUAGCAGAAAACAGCAUUCCGACAGUGCCUUGCCUGAGACUGAUGAAGCUUACCUGUAAGAUGGUCAUAUCAAUGAUGACACACAGCGGCAGGUACCUAAAAGAAGACCUUGAGAGCUUGACGGAAGCACUAUCCAGUGUUGCUGAAAGCAUGUCUCUUCUUGACAUCUCCAUGGUUUUUGCCAGCGAAGAUGAUGAUGCAGCAACGAAAAAAAAGCCUGUCAGGAGUCUCGGUUCCCUAGUGAAAGAAGCUAAGGAAAGUGUCGACACGUAUUGCAACGCAAGGGAAUCGGGAAAUAUAGAACCAUUAACCUCCACCCACGGGUAACCCUGAUAAAGUUAAGACUCAACUGAUAUACUUAGUAUUUCUUUACUCUACUAUAUAUCCAUUGUGCGUUGACUCUUAAGUAUAUUAGCUUGCUGCAAAUUUAUUUGUGUGCGCCUUGAGAAUGAUCUGUAUUUGUUUUUAUGUCUGUAAAAACUAAGCUAUAUUGGGUGUUGUCAGUGUAUCUCUGAAACCUGCGUGUAAAUGUUACUCCCUGAUGUUAAAG